AUGGACAUAGUCAAAGAUAAGGUGUGGAAUGGUGCCGUAAACAUCCGAGUGGAAUUUAAUGGUUCACACUAUUUACUACUGGCGUACAGGCUCGCAUACUUCCCGCUUUUCUAUUCCGAAAUCUCCGCAUUCUUCUCUGAUCUCACUGGAAAUGAUAUCACAGCUGCUCCUGUGUGGUUGGAGUACGAAGACGUGCCUUUAAAAUGGAAUCUUCCUAUUGGCGUUCUUUAUGACUUGUUCUUUCUCCCCGGUCAUAAGGAACCGCGUGGCCCCUGGGUUUUAGAACUCAAAACGCAGACCGUCAAUUUGAAGUAUCCAGAUGACUCAAUCAUCCCAUUUAGGAUCAGCCAAGGUUUACCAACCUACGAAAAAACUUUGAGCCAAACUAUAUUACACAGUCUUAAACAGUCUUGUUAUGCCAUCAAUGGGAACUCGCGUGCCAUGAUCAAUCUCAGUGAAGACGAUACGAAGGCAUUGUGGAACUCCAUACAAACCCACGAUUAUAGCAUUUACCACAAUGUUGUGGCUAAAAUCACUCGCGGUUCUCCGUUUCAGAAAAUCCCCAUCAGGGUAUACGUAGCUGGUUCUAGCACUUUGAUUCAGGUGCCCAUUACAGUAUCAGAGGAUGGCCAUCCGAGAACUCUAGGAUCUGCCCUAAUGUCGUGUUUGCCGAGUGCUUUCGUGAAGACUUCGAUUGGGGUUGCCUAUAUUCAUGGUAUUAAUGUGGAUUUGUUGUUCGACCAGCCAAUUCUUGACGUAUGGCAAACAUUCCGUCACUUAGAUAAUUUCUUGUACAUCGUCGUCCUCGUUUCUUGA
Clavispora lusitaniae ATCC 42720 is the source of this 816-nucleotide messenger RNA. RefSeq lists its product as uncharacterized. Gene Ontology annotation, biological process: C-terminal protein lipidation; nucleophagy; autophagy of mitochondrion. Gene Ontology annotation, molecular function: Atg8-family ligase activity. NCBI's taxonomy places the organism in Eukaryota, Fungi, Ascomycota, Pichiomycetes, Serinales, Metschnikowiaceae. Gene Ontology annotation, cellular component: phagophore assembly site membrane; cytoplasm; Atg12-Atg5-Atg16 complex. The record is from RefSeq and is a predicted model, not a curated record.